CCGGCCCCAUGACCCUCUAUUUUGUUAAUAUAGCCAUGGCCUAUCCAUUCUUUAAUAUCUAUGGGGGCUAUAGACAUAUAAACUUACUAAUGAAUAGCGCUUAGAGAGAGAGGUUAAGGGGUACGAUAUAGGGUAAAAGAGAAAAGAGAACGUGGGGGAAAUAUUGUGUUAGCUUAUAGGUCUAUGAUUACUACUUUAUAUUAUUUCCCUCUUUUCUCUCUUCGUUCUUUCUUCUUUCUCUUAUAUGAUUCCCGUACAUUGAUGGCAGGGCGGAGUUGAAUGCCGCGUCCAUUAGUUUAUAGGUCUACUAUGGUAGUGGCGUCUAGCGGUCAGCCCCGAAAAUUUUUGAUUGCGCUGUUGCCAGCUCAUUGUUUUCAUUCCGUUUUGUGCAACACUGUACUCUGCUGCUGCUGACGCCGCCGACGCUGCCGCCACUGUAACCACGGAUAUACAAUAUGUAAACAAUAAACACUACUACUGCAGUAUCAGCUAUAGCCGUGCUCGCCAUCAUAGAUAAUAUAAGAAUAUUAUUUAUUAUCUAUGCUCGCCAUCAACAGGUAAUUUAAAAUUCGUGGCCACACAUAUCACGAAAUAAUAAGUAUUAUUAUUUAUUAAAUAAUACAAUAUUGUAUUUUGUCUCAUCGACUCGUGAACUGUGAUGUGACACUAUUUGAAAUGCCUUGUCUUGUGGUCAUCUGCAACCUGCAAUAAUAGUAAUAAAAUAGUGUGUGUUCAAACCAUUCAUUGAAACGUGAUUUGGAGUUAGUCGAUCGAACCGUGCAAGUCGUAUUAUAUUGAUUUAGACGAUUUACAAACAUUUCGUUAUUACCAAGAUCAUGAGCGUGAACGCCGAAACUAGAUUUUAUCUCUCCAAAGGCAUUAUGACAUUGGAGGAAUCCAAAAAGUUAAACGACGACCGUGAGUUCUUAGACUAUUCACUCUUAAUUGGCGACUCGACCGAAGAUCAGCUGUACAAACAAAUUGAAGUUGAAAUAGAAAUAUUUCAUAAAUGUCUUGCGAUAAUAAAGAAAGAAAACCUGAAUGAUAAACAUACAAAAUUAUUGCUUUUGAUGUUGUUUGAUCGCAUUAACAAUAUGUUUGCCUAUAUGUUUUAUCUGUUCCCCAUCAAUGUUGAGCAUGCCCUGAAGUUUGUACAAUUUUGCUCAAAUCAUCUUUCACUCAUAUUUCCACAUAGAUCUCAAUAAUAAACUUAAGUUCAGAAUAAACAAUUUAUUAAUUAUUUAAUGCACUGGUUAAAUAAGCAUUAAUAUCUCAAUCACCAUUUACCAUUGUAAGACUUAAUCCCAUUAACCAUUGUGUACUAUUAUUAUUAUAAAUAUAAGUUUUGUAAUCAACUACAAAAUUAAAUAAAUAUAAAAAUCUAUAGAAUGUAUUAACAUGUUAACAAAACGCCCACGAACAUGUAUUAAAUAAAUUUGCAUUCGGGACGCAGUUUUUAAAUUGUCGGAUUGAGUUCCACUACUUAAUAAUUCCAAA
Messenger RNA from Acyrthosiphon pisum (pea aphid), 1497 nucleotides. RefSeq lists its product as uncharacterized. The coding region runs from base 837 to 1205 and encodes 122 amino acids. The record is from RefSeq and is a predicted model, not a curated record. Lineage: Eukaryota; Metazoa; Arthropoda; Insecta; Hemiptera; Aphididae. The transcript is spliced from 4 exons.